AUGUCAAUUACAAAGACUGAAUUAGACGAUAUAUUACCAUUGGUAGCUAGAGGUAAGGUUAGAGACAUAUAUGAGGUAGACGCUGGUACGCUGCUGUUUGUCGCUACCGAUCGUAUCUCUGCAUAUGAUGUUAUCAUGGAAAACAGUAUUCCUGAAAAGGGCAUCCUGUUGACGAAACUCUCAGAAUUCUGGUUCAAAUUCCUGUCCGGGGACGUUCGUAACCAUUUGGUUGACAUUGCUCCAGAGAAGACAAUCUUCGAUUAUCUGCCCGCAAAAUUGAGCGAACCAAAGUACAAAGCCCAAUUACAAGACCGUUCCCUGUUAGUUCACAAACAUAAACUAAUCCCAUUGGAAGUAAUUGUUAGAGGUUACAUCACCGGAUCUGCUUGGAAGGAAUAUGUAAAAUCAGGUACCGUGCAUGGUUUGGAGCAACCACAAGGACUUGAAGAGUCUCAAGAGUUCCCAGAACCCAUUUUCACACCAUCAACCAAAGCGGAACAGGGUGAACAUGAUGAAAAUAUCUCCCCUGCUCAGGCUGCUGAAUUGGUGGGCGAAGAGUUGUCUCAUAGGGUGGCAGAACUGGCCAUAAAAUUAUACUCCAAAUGCAAAGAUUAUGCAAAGGAGAAAGGCAUUAUCAUUGCCGACACCAAAUUCGAGUUUGGUAUUGACGAACAGACUAACGAGAUCAUCCUGGUAGACGAAGUGCUGACUCCAGAUUCCUCUAGGUUUUGGAAUGGUGCCUCCUACAAGGUAGGAGAAUCCCAAAAUUCCUACGAUAAGCAAUUUUUAAGAGACUGGCUCACGGCCAAUAAGUUGAACGGUGUCAACGGUGUCGAAAUGCCCCAAGACAUUGUUGACAGGACAAGGGCCAAAUAUAUAGAGGCCUAUGAAACAUUGACAGGCUCUAAAUGGACUCAUUAA
This is a messenger RNA of Saccharomyces mikatae IFO 1815, 921 nucleotides long. It is a transcript of the gene ADE1, whose product is annotated as phosphoribosylaminoimidazolesuccinocarboxamide synthase. The coding region runs from base 1 to 921 and encodes 306 amino acids. Gene Ontology annotation, molecular function: phosphoribosylaminoimidazolesuccinocarboxamide synthase activity. Lineage: Eukaryota; Fungi; Ascomycota; Saccharomycetes; Saccharomycetales; Saccharomycetaceae. Gene Ontology annotation, cellular component: cytoplasm. The record is from RefSeq and is a predicted model, not a curated record. The transcript has a single exon. Gene Ontology annotation, biological process: 'de novo' IMP biosynthetic process.